UGUCAUUUUCUACGACUCUGUCGUCUGGAAAAAGCGCCCCGCCAUGCCAGCGCAGUGAAAUCUAGCCAGCCGUGAAAAGCAAGUUGAAAGUUUAUUCAGUCUGGAACUAGACUUUGUCGAGGAUUUGUAUGUGUCAUAUGGUAAAUCUUGAUUCUCGCGUCUUACCCUGUAGUACUUUAAAAAGGAAAACUUUUGAAUAUUUUGGACUGAAGCCCGGCUUGACAAGCAAUGUUUGAAACAUUAGGGCCUACCAUGAUGACAGACAUGAUAUAGGCCAAGGUGCUACAACUACAAGGUGCAGGCCUAUCGCCUACCAGUCGGUUACCGUGUUAGCAUGAUUGUAUAAAAAAAGUGCUGCCAGUGCCAGAAUGGGUAGACGAGGCUGGAGAACGAGGACCUACAAGUCUGCAGGAGUGAGCAACAGAAAAUGGAAAAGAAAGCCAUACUAUCCCACUUUUGACCUUGAGUCACUGACCUGUGUUACGUGGCCCUCAGAUGGCUUUGAUGACAGUGAUCUGGUGGGCAUGUUGGACCGGACGACGGCUGCAUCGGGUCGUCUGAACACUAGUGGCGAGGACAACGAUGACCACGAGGAUGAAACACUGUUUGGAACUAUACGUGGUGCAAUAGUGGGCAUACAGUACUACAGAGGAGAGGUGAACAACAACGAAAUGGUUGCUAUGUUGAGGCAGCCAGAGAAUCAGUACGACAGAAAUGCCAUCAAGGUGGUCAAUAUCUGGGGUGAGCAGGUGGGCCACAUCAAGCGAGAGAUGGCGGCAGCUUUGGCACCCGUGAUUGAUGGGAAACUGGCUCGUAUUGAAGGUGUUGUUCCCUUUGGAAAGAAUAACACCUACCGCAUCCCUGUCGACAUCUCAGUCUGGGGACGAGCUGACCAGAAACCCCGGGUCGUCGAUAUGCUAGCAUACCGGGGAGUGAGGUUUGAUCCCCCACGCUCCCUAUCAGAGCCUUGGAGAGGGGGCAUGGCACAGUCUGGCCCAACAAAACUUUAUAAGCCACGAGCCUCAGCUGCAGGCCCUGUUGAACUCACCAAAGCUGAGAUGAACAAUGAAAUUGAUCAACUGUUUGAUAAUCUGAAACAAGUGGAAAAAACGACCAUGAUGGAACCAGCAGAGGCAAUAGCCAGCACGCUUUACCCACAUCAAAAGCAAGCUCUGAACUGGAUGUGCUCCCUAGAGAAUUCAGACGACCUCCCACCUUUCUGGAAGAGCCAAGGCUCCUCCUACCUGAACACUGUGACCAAUUUCAUCAGCCGGAUCAGGCCGCCUACGGUGAAGGGUGGGAUCCUUGCCGAUGAGAUGGGACUGGGAAAGACCUUGGAGAUGAUCGCGUUAAUCCUGACCAACUUCCACGAUGGAAAGCCUCUGGCUGCGCCCAAUCCAGAAAGGACCCAAGAAGUUGAGUGCCUCGGUUCUGAUUCAGAUUCCGACGCCUGCGAUGAUGACAGUGCCAAGCCUUUAACCACGCAAGUCCCAGGCUGUCCUCCAGCAGUUGGAAAUUCCGAACCUGAUCCUGAGACAAAAACAGAGUGGACAGCCAAGCCUGAAGUCCAAGAAGAUCCUGUGGUUAUCAUUGAGAUGGUGCAAACCCCAGAAGCACAAGCGGAAGAUGUGAUAGUAUCGGAGAGUCUGCCUGAGAGUGAUGUGGUGAUUGUGUUGGAUGACGAAGAAAAAGAAGAUGUGGUCAGAUCAGUGCCAGAGGGUGAGAUUGUCACAAGCAGUCGUCCUAAAAGAGCUGCUAAGAAGACUGUACGUUAUGUAUUCAGCGGCUCUGAUGACGAUCAAGAGUCUGAGGAAGAGGUGAUACCCAAGAAGAAAGCCAAGAAGAAGUCCAAGGAGGAAAAAGCCAUUAGUGAAAGUCAAAAGAAGGCAAGGCCCAAAUCCGCAGCAGCUGAUAAGAGCAAAGAACCCAAGACGCAGAAGAAGAAAGGUGGCACUAAAGUCAAAGGGAAUGUCUCACCAGAUGUACAACUCCCAAGCCUGCCCCAGCUGCCAAGUCUUCCGGGCCUGGGCCAGUUUGUACCAAGCGUCGUGUCAACUUGUACUGUCACCACCUCUAGCAGCCCUUUAACGGGAUCCCUAUCUCAGGCCAUAGCAGGGACCUCUAGUGAUGGUGGUGGACCUCCCAAGGGGCCCAGGCCCACCCUGAUCCUGUGCCCGCUGUCGGUGAUUAGUAACUGGCUGAACCAAUUCGAGGAGCAUGUGAGGCCCGACGUUGACCUGGACGUUUACACUCACUAUGGCUCGGACAGAGCGAAGAGCCAUUCCAAGCUUGUCAGCAAAGAUGUCGUCAUUACCACCUAUAGCACCCUGGCAAACGAAUACAAGACAAAGAAGGGCAAAAGUCCCCUGCACAACGUGGAUUGGUUGAGAGUUGUCUUAGACGAGGGCCACACGAUACGCAACCCCAGUGCUCUGCAGACGAAGGCUGUAUUGGAACUGAAAGCCCAACGUAAAUGGAUUCUGACAGGAACCCCCAUCCAGAACAGCAUCAAGGACCUGUGGCCCCUGAUGGCCUUUCUUGGCCUGGAGCCUUUCAAGUCUGACAGGAUGUGGUGGCAGCGAACCAUCGUUAGGCCCAUCAACCAAGGCGACAAAUCUGCUGUGAGACGAAUAUCUCAGCUGAUGGAACAGAUUGCCUUGCGCCGCACCAAGACCCAGAAGGUCAAUGGUCAACUCCUGGUUGACCUGCCAGCCAAGUCGGUCUUUGUACAAAAGGUGGAGCUUUCGGCUGAUGAGCGAGUGGUGUAUGACAGCAUGGCAAAGGAAGGAAAGUUGGCCAUUGGCAAGUAUUUCAACACAGGAACUCUGUUGGCCAAUUACGGCAAUGUCCUGGCCAUUCUGUUGCGCCUUCGCCAAUUAUGCUGUCAUCCAGCUCUGAUUGCUGCAGCUGUAGCUCUCAAAGAAGCCGCGAAUGCUGAAGGAGGGGAAGGCCAGGACGAGUUGAAGAAGAAACUUGUUGAAACCUUGCUGGCAGUACUCAGUCAGGGAGCAGAUGAGGAGUGUUGCAUCUGUCUGGAUUCUCUACGUGGGCCUGUCAUUACACCUUGUGCUCAUGUCUUCUGCAUACGUUGCAUUAGUGAGGUCAUCAAUACUGGGGUUUCUGCAAAGUGCCCACUCUGUCGUGGGAACAUCAGCAAGGAGACCUUGGUGGAAGUGCCGCGAGAGGUCCAGCAAGACAAACAACAGCCAGUCGAUGCUGACUGGCACUCCAGUGCCAAGGUUGAUGCUGUAAUGGAAUGCCUAAUUAAAGAAAGAGACAAGGACCCAACUACAAAGAGUGUAGUGGUUUCACAGUUCACCAGCUUGCUUGACCUUGUGGAGAAACCUCUAAGAGACAGUAGUUUCAAGUUCGUGCGACUUGACGGUAGUAUGUCUGCCAAGCGUCGAGCCGAGUCCAUGGGGGAAUUCUGCAGUCCCAAGCCAAACUCUCCCACUGUCAUGCUCUUAUCGCUCAAGGCAGGGGGCAUUGGAAUCAACCUCACAGCUGCAACUAGACUGUAUCUGCUGGAUCCUGCCUGGAAUCCUGCAGCUGAAGAUCAGUGUUUUGAUCGUUGCCAUCGACUCGGACAAACCAAAGACGUUGUUAUCACCAAGUUCAUUGUGAAGGACUCCAUAGAGGAGCGUAUGCUGGAACUGCAGGACAAGAAACGCAAGCUGAUUGCCAGGGCCUUUAGCAAGAAACUCACCACAGAGGAGAGACAACAGGCUCGCAUCAAUGACAUCAAGACAUUGAUGGACCUCUCUGGCGUGGUGCCUGGCCAGUCCACUAAGUAGAGGUAACAAAGAUGCACGGGAGCAGUGUGAAAGAUGUGGAUCAAGUUCAAGGUGAGCAAAAUUGUUUGUUUACAGAUGACGCAGAAGCAACUUAGAACAGGUGCAUUGUUCUUACAGAAGUUUUGCUCAAAACUAGGUCACACUUUCUCUACAGUGUGAAUGGAUGAUGGACUGCGUAGUUUGUUUUCCCGUUUUGAUGGAAAAGAAGUACAUGUACCCGUGCAUUUAUACAACCAAAGAUAAUAGAGUUAUGCAUUACAUGUUAUUUAUUUGUAUGAGUAUGCUUGCCUUUUUUUUUUGAAGUUGACUGCAUGUAAUGAAAGAUAGGCAACGAUCAGUACCCUUGGGCAUCUCCUGCAACUCAUAAAAGUAUCUUUAUUGAAAGUAUAAUCACUUGGAAUCAGUAUUUUUUUCUCCAUUACACUCAGAAGUAACCAACAUAAAAACUUAGUGAGUGGCUUUAAUAGGCUUCUUGAGAAAUAAUUACUGUUGCAUCUACAUGUAUUCAUUUUAUUUGACAUUCAUUCAUCUAUGACAGUAAAGUAUAUUUUGCAUUACAUGGACAAUGGCGGUUUAUGGAAACAAAUGGGUCCAAAGCAGUCCUCAUAAAAUUAUUAGUAGAAUUACAUGAAACAUUUCCUUAGCAUUUACAUGUACCUUGGGUGGAAGUCUGCACAAGAUUGUAGGUUAUGUAUUGCAUGUGCUCAAGUUUCAGUUUGUCCUAGUAUAGGACUACAGAUAAGUAUUUCAAAGGUGUGCGGUUUUAUAAUCAGGGGAAACAUACGAUCAAACUUUUAUUCCAACACACAUACAUGUACAUUAAAGAUUAUGCUCUUGCAACCUUUCCAAUUCUGUAAACUACAUGUAAAAAACUCGACGGAAAAUGUUGUAUUCGUAAAAUAUAAAAAAAAAUCAGGUUCAGGAAAAAAAGGUUUUACUUUUACAUCAACUCUUUUAAUCUGUGGAUGCAAUCUUCUGUUACAAAGGACUUGAGAGUUUGUCUCCAUUGUUAGUGUCGCUGUUUUACCGUUGACAUUCAUUUUCUCACUUUUAUAUGCAAUCAGUAUUUUGCUUCAUUGAUAUUUAUGUUACAUGUUCAAGCUAUAGUGAUUUUGUUUGCUCGGUUUGCAUGUCAUGUUUGUUUUCCAUUGGUGGUAGAAAACAAUUUAAUUAAAUUUCGUUGGUUGAAAUUUUA
Acanthaster planci (crown-of-thorns starfish) is the source of this 4989-nucleotide messenger RNA. RefSeq names its product helicase-like transcription factor. The record is from RefSeq and is a predicted model, not a curated record. Lineage: Eukaryota; Metazoa; Echinodermata; Asteroidea; Valvatida; Acanthasteridae.